Messenger RNA from Solanum verrucosum, 634 nucleotides. RefSeq lists its product as uncharacterized. The record is from RefSeq and is a predicted model, not a curated record. NCBI's taxonomy places the organism in Eukaryota, Viridiplantae, Streptophyta, Magnoliopsida, Solanales, Solanaceae. Bases 78 to 389 code for a protein of 103 amino acids. The transcript has 4 exons.
UUGUCUUCUUCCUGCAUCUACUCAUUUCUAGGAGCUCGCUCACUCAGUCCGGCGGGUUCUCACGGCAGAACGAUACGAUGGCGGCGUGGACGGCGGCGGCGAGGCAAGCAGCGAACCUAUCUCGAUUUUCGGCUUCUAAAUCAGUUAGCUCAACGAAGCAAGGCGCUUUACUUAUCCAGCGGCGCGGUCUUGCCGGUGGUAGUGACCAUCAUGGACCUCCAAAGGUGAACUUUUGGCAGGAUCCGAUGAGUCCAUCAAAAUGGAAAGAAGAGCAUUUUGUGAUCGUCUCUCUUACUGGUUGGGGGUUGACCUUCUAUGGAGCUUAUAAGUUCUUCACAAAGGGAAAGAAAGAGAAGAAGGAAGAGAAAGUUGGUGACGGAUCCCACUAAUAUUUGACGUGCUUAAUUGCCUUGAAUAAAGAAGUUAGGAGGGCUAUGUGGUCCUCAAUUUUUGCCAUGAAGAAUGUUAAAUGGGUUUUCCCCCAUUUCCUCCACUUUUCUUAUUGGGACUGAAUUGCACAUGAAAUAUUGGACAAUCAACUAUGUAUAUUCUUCUUUUGCUUUUUUCUGUAGAAUGUUGGUUCAUUUAGGAACAUUUUGCCUGCUAAGUAUAUGAUGUUUCUUCUUUUUUGAAA